AUGGUGGUUAAUGAAGGGAGCCUUCUUGGUGCAUAUUUCCAGCAGAGAGCGAAGGGCGUGCUCGGGAAUAUUCAGCGGGUCGGCAUGCGAAGCUUUAGGAGGAGCCACCUGCAGCAAGAACUAGAAUCCAAAGAGCAAGAGAAAGCCACGCUCAUCAAUGAAAGGGCGCAACUCUUCGUAAAAUGGGAUGAAAUCCGCGGUAUGAAUCCUGUAGCAGCCCCCUCGGAUGCCGGGGAUAAUAACGCCCUCCCCACACCAGUGCAGCACCAUCAAGACAUCGUCGACUGCCUGAAACGUAUGGAGGAGAAAGACGCCCUGAAGAAACAGAAGACCAUCACAAGAAAACUAAUUAACCUUAAUGGAGGUAAAAUACGCCUGCCGCAAGAACAUGACAAAUAUAUUAACCUGACCACCUACACCCCUUCUCCUGAAGAAGAGGACAUACUCAAGAAAGGCCUGAAUUGCCACUUCAUCUCUCGCCCCCGUCCCCUUAAUAAGAGGAUGGAGAUAGAAUACCUUACGGAGACGAUACUGAAACAAGAAAGCCUUGGGAAUACAGGUCUCCUCGUAGUGUAUAGUGUUGCUGAUGAAGGAGGUUGUGUUGUUUAUGCACUGGCCAGACUUGUGAGACCCUUGCGAAAUACCAACCAUGUAAAUGUUGAUAUACAGGUGACAGCCAGUCUCUUAGAUAUAAAGGAGCUUCUGAAAUGGAUCAAAUUUCAUGGGUUUCACUUGAGAAAAUUUUGUGUUGAAAAGGGAAUGAUGCUCAUCAGCACUUGUAAUGCAAAAGAUUAUCUCUCGGCACUAAAGUACCUGCCAAAGCUCGAGAAAAAUGCCUAUGAAGGAGUGGUUUCAGUGCAUAUAGAUAAGAAGACUCCGAGAACUGACACCAUUCUUCACGAACUUGCAAGAAAUGAGUUCACGGUUGUCCUAGACCUUUACCACGACUUCAAGAACCCUAUGGCACCAACAACAUCCACCGACAUGCUAAACGUCCUCUUCGAAAAGUGUCGAGUAGAGAAGUAUGUUGGGAGGAUGGCAGGUGACCUGAGGCUUCCCAAGACUCUGAAGACAUUGUGGGCAAGUGUUCCUGAUACUUCUGCCUGCAUUCAGCUCCAGAACUUUCUCAGGGGUGUACACUGGUUAAAUUCUUUGUGUGUCUGUACAAACCUUAAUUUGGAUCCAGAGAUUAAGCCAUUACCAGGCCAUUUCCUGACAGACAGUUUCUGCCUCUACAUCCCUGGGGUGACCUCCGUUGAGGAUAUUCUGAAAGCUACUGAAAUUGCCAUAAAGAUCAUGCCCACCACAUUAUUCCUAGGGCCGGACUAUCUCCUGUUCCCACAGCUGAACCUGACGCAAGACGAAGAGGUAAACUGCUUCGUUUCCAAUAUGGAACGCCUGUGUGAUAUAUACUCAAUCAUCCUUCCUAAGUCACUCAAGCAAUCACAGAAAUUCAUUAAAAAAUGUCAGAGUCUCGAUAUUGAAUGGGAACUGCCUCGUUAUUUAGGACCUAGUACCAUUCCAAAUCUGGACUCAUGGUGAAAUGACAGUGCCAACUAAGAAGUGCCUGGCGCUGUAGUGUCAGCUGUUCUCGAAGAUGACCAGACCAAAUCCAUAGGUCCCGUCCACAUGGUCGAGCUUUGCCCGACGAACUUUGUUCGAUGUGACGUCAGCAGCGGGAAAAGUCAGAACCUUAUCUGCUGUUUCUCUGCUUCUGACGUCACAUCGAACAGAGUUCGUCAGACAAAGCUCGGCCGUGUGGACGGGCCUUUAGAGCACCGUCACUUGAAUUCCCGCCAUGUUUUUCCAAGUAGGGCCCUGUUUUUAUUCGUCCUAUGGCUGUGACAACAACAAAACGUGAUUAUCCAGAAAAGAGCUUCUUCAGAUUUCCUAAGGACAAAGAACAGUAGGCAAAUAGCUAUAGAUGGGCGUAUAUGGAUUGUAACAUGCAGCUGAUCAUCCGUGAAUGUAACACCCAUGUUAAAAGUUAUCGUUUUUGUUAAAUGUAUUAAGGCAAUGCUAGUGGAAACUAUGAUCCAUCAGGGAACCUUUUGGUGCCCAAAGCAAAGAGCUUUGUUUCUUGUUUAUAUCCCAGUCCAGCACAAUGUUUUUAAAGUACAACGUGAAUUGAUGAGAUAUGUAUACGUGUAAUCAAUGGCAUUUAUCCCUUAGGAAGUGCCAAGAAUGUAAGUUAAUAGUCAUAGGUUAACAUACUUGGUACGAAAAUAUAGAUUAUGCUGACCAAUUUCGCAUAUUCAUAGAAAGAGUUGAUGAGAUUUUUGUAACCAGAACAGCUACACUUAUAAGUUCCUCGGGGAUGUUGACAGAACCGAUUGAUUUAUAUCAGCAUCUUAUUCCCUCUGCUGUAGAACAUGUAGCUAAUCCUUAGUAUUUAAUGUCUAUUGUCACAAUACCUGCGAUGCAGACUUCAUUAUUAUUCUAAAUUUGAAACCCGGCAUUUAUUAAAAUGCCAGGGUAAAAGCGUAACAGGAAAGCCAAAAUUCUCAUGUAUCAGUAAUAUAGCGUAGGUCAGAGCUGGUCAGAGUCGAUUGCGGCCGCUUGUUUGGUCGAUCACCGUUCCCCCACAAUCCUGUAUAUUCAAACAAAAACACAAGCAUAUAUAUAUAUUUUUUUCCCAAGUAAUAUGUGAUUAUGUAGUAUGGUCGGUCAUAAAAGAGUUUAAGUCUUUAGAGCAGAUCUCGGAGUCCAAAAGUCUGGCCAGCACUGGCCUAGGUGAUACAUGUAGUACACGUGCAUGUACACUGUUUUACUACGUGAAACUGACCUGAUAGCCUAUAUGCCAUGCAUUACUUAUAAGCACUUCCAGAGUUUAUGUCGUUAUGUACCGUGUAUAUAUAUAUUGUCAAUAAAAAUUGUUUAAGCAUACAUACCUUAUUUUAAUGCAGGUUCUAAACUGUA
Macrobrachium nipponense is the source of this 2919-nucleotide messenger RNA. RefSeq lists its product as uncharacterized. The record is from RefSeq and is a predicted model, not a curated record. Bases 1 to 1542 code for a protein of 513 amino acids. The transcript has 6 exons. Lineage: Eukaryota; Metazoa; Arthropoda; Malacostraca; Decapoda; Palaemonidae.